Molecule: messenger RNA, 1178 nt
Organism: Kockovaella imperatae
Lineage: Eukaryota; Fungi; Basidiomycota; Tremellomycetes; Tremellales; Cuniculitremaceae
Product: putative ketoreductase
Exons: 7
Coding region: 64-1137 (357 amino acids)
Biological process (GO): fatty acid elongation
Cellular component (GO): endoplasmic reticulum
Molecular function (GO): oxidoreductase activity
Source: RefSeq, a predicted model, not a curated record
GACCGACCACAUUACCAAACAGCGACCAGAAGAGGGUUUGAAGCAGCAACGACGCUCGUCAAUAUGGUCCUGGAUACUGUUCAAGUCAAGUCUCACUCCCAUGCUCACCCCUCGUUCCACAUUCUGGGGCAAGAAAUUGUUGUCGACUUGCCCAUCCCUGCGCUUGUCCUCGCGUUUCUCGGCGCUGGAGUAGCAUUUCGAUACUUGAUCUCGUUUUUGAGGUUGAUUCUGGAGCUCACGAUCAUCCCCGGGACCAACAUCAAAUCGUACAAAUCAAAGACUGGCUCAUAUGCCCUGGUCACAGGAUGUACCAGUGGUAUCGGGCUCGAAUUUGCCAAGCAGUUCGCUGGGAAAGGGUACAACCUCAUUCUUCUGGGACGAAGGCAGACGGCGCUUGAUGAUUUGGUUAAAGAAAUCAGCGGGAAAUACAAGGUUGACUGCAAGACUGUCAUGGUGGAUCUUGGCGACGCCUCAUCGCGGGCCAAAGGGUUCGCACAGGUUGAAAAGCUCGCCCAGGAGCUAGACGUGGCGGUGUUGGUCAACAAUGCUGGCGUGUCACAUGAAGUUUGCGUGAUAUUCAAUGAGACGCCUCAUGAGGAGAUUGAUGCGAUUGUUCAAACGAACAUUCUCGGUACGCUUCACCUCACGCGGACUGUCCUGCCAUACCUCGUUGCACGGUCGAAAAAGGGUUCAAAAUCUUUGAUUCUCAACGUCGGAUCACUGGAUGGUCGAAUCCCUGCAGCGCUCCUGGCAGCGUACUCAUGCACGAAAGGAGGUCUUCAAACUUGGACCAAGGCUCUGGCGUGGGAAUUGCGAGGAACAGGUGUUCAAGCGUUGAUGGUCCAGCCCGCUUUCGUCAUCUCCAACAUGUCCAAGAUUCGUCGUGCUUCUCUCACUGUGCCUACUGCCAAAGCUUGGGUCAAAUCAUGUCUCUCUUCCAUCGGUUCUGCUGGCGGAGCGCAAGGCAGAGCAUACGAAAUGACACCUUACUGGAGUCACGCAAUCAUGGACUACGCCGCCGGAUUCUUUGGAUACCCUUCAGAGAUGAUUGGCAUGUGGGUAGUCGACUACAUGCACAAGGACAUCAGGAAACGCUGGUUGAGGAAGAAGGCUCGGGAGAGCAAGAAGAGCGAGUAGAAACAAAGAAAGAGAUGCACUCGUACAACAUGGUUCUAAAA